UGUCCCUUGAGGACUUCCUCUGCUCUCCGGCCCAUUGUAUGCAAAACCCUGCAAUGUCCUCAGCUAAGCAAUCAGCAAUCAGCAAUCAGCGGCUACAAGAACAGCAACAAUUUCAUCCCAGAUUCCAGUGAGCUGUGAUUCCCAUUUUCGCAGGAAUCCAAUUCACUGAAAUCUUGCUGAUUAAAGAAAAACCAAUCUUGAAAUAGUAAAAAAAAAAAUUAGUAGGAGAAGCUGCCUCCUCAUGGCUCCAGCUCCUUCCAAGCUCUAUGCUGAUGAUGUUAGCCUUGUGGUGGUUUUGCUAGACACUAACCCAUUUUUUUGGAGCUCCUCUUCUCUCUCUUUCUCUCAGUUUCUUUCUCAUGUUCUUGCAUUUUUUAAUGCAAUAUUGACUCUUAAUCAACUAAACCAAGUCGUGGUUAUUGCUACUGGAUAUAACUCUUGUGACUAUAUCUUUGAUUCGUCUUCGGAUUUGAACCGGAGUUUUGAGAAUGGCAGAAUGCCUGUUAUGUGCUCCAGCUUGUUGCAAAAGUUGGAGGAAUUUCUUAUUAAAGACGAGCAGUUUAGCAAGGAGGAACCUGACGGAAGGAUUAAGUCUUCCCUCUUGUCAGGAUCAUUGUCAAUGGCUCUUUGUUAUAUACAGAGAGUGUUUCGCUCAGGAGCCCUGCAUCCUCAUCCUCGAAUCUUAUGCUUGCAGGGAUCACCAGAUGGACCUGAACAGUAUGUUAUUUUUUAUAUUCUCUGUUGUUUACACUUUUCCGUUCUGACUUUAGAUUUAAAGAAAGACUUUCUUCUGUUCAGAUAUGUUGCAAUCAUGAAUGCGAUAUUCUCUGCCCAACACUCUCUGGUUCCUAUAGAUUCUUGUUACAUAGGUGCUCAGAAUUCUGCCUUCCUGCAGCAGGCUUCUUACAUAACUGGUGGUGUACAUCAUAAGCCUCAAAAUUUGGAUGGGCUGUUUCAAUAUCUCAUGACUAUUUUUGCUACUGACUUGCAUUCUCGCAGUUUCUUAAAUCUUCCAAAGCCUGUCGGGGUAGAUUUCCGUGCCUCAUGUUUUUGCCAUAAAGAUACGAUUGACAUGGGCUACAUAUGUUCCGUUUGUUUGUCAAUUUUCUGCAAGCAUCAUAAGAAAUGUUCGACCUGUGGGUCAGUAUUUGGUCAGGCUCAAUCUGAGGUGGCUUCAGCAUCUGACAAAAAGAGAAAGACUCCAGAAACAUGAACUUAAGGAGGGUACAAAAGUUUUAUCGUCUAAUUUUUGUGCCGUGCUCAUGGCAAAAGAGGUGGACAACAUCGAGGGAUUGCAGACCAGAGAUUCUGCUCCUCCUACCAUGAAUUCCCCUGCUAACCUUCAGAAGAGCUGGAUAGGUUUGAGUUAAGAUUCUAAUAAAUACAAUGGGGCAUAACUUCUUUCCCCUUGUAUCUGAUAUUCCUCCACCAAACAGUUGAAGCUGAAUUAGCAGAAAGGAUGCUUUAUUAUUUGUAUUAACAUUUACUUGUGUUAUAUCUGCAGUUUUAGGGCCCUGUUCAAAUUUUAUUUUAUAAGUAUUCUAUGUGGCAAUCAUACUACCUGUUUAGUUUUGGCAAAUGCUUAUCUUUUUUUUUUUUUUUUGUUCUUCGUUACAAAGGAAAGAAAGAGGUCAAGACAUUAUAAAAUCUCAAGAGAAAGCCUCUUCUCGUACAUUUAUUGUAAGAAGCUCACCAAUAAAACUCGGAAUGAAAAAAUUAUGGAAAUUAGAAUUCAUUUCCCUUGGCAUUGACCAUUUCAGGUCAAUUACUUAAAGUGCACACAAAUGUACGUGAUUUUUCAGGCAGUAGCCACGGUAGGUGCUGAUAAAUGUUUAUACAAGGGAAUUGCAUUUCCAGUCUUUGUCAGUUUCUCUAUUUUCAUUCUUAUGAGAGCCAUCCAGGUGGUCCUCUUCGUAAAUUUAUACGAUUUCCC
Durio zibethinus is the source of this 1933-nucleotide messenger RNA. Its product is annotated as general transcription and DNA repair factor IIH subunit TFB4-like. Gene Ontology annotation, cellular component: transcription factor TFIIH holo complex; transcription factor TFIIH core complex. The record is from RefSeq and is a predicted model, not a curated record. Lineage: Eukaryota; Viridiplantae; Streptophyta; Magnoliopsida; Malvales; Malvaceae. Gene Ontology annotation, biological process: nucleotide-excision repair; regulation of DNA-templated transcription.